UUUUCCCGUCUACGGGGGCAAAGUAUUCCUCUCAGGGAAGAUUGUGACAGCAUCAAAAGAAUGUUGUUGUAGUGCUUCCCAUCAGAGAGAACACAAAAAAGUCUGUUUUAUUCUACAAACGGCAUUCUCUUCUUCCGUCUUUAAAAGCUAGGUUCCCUGGAAAGAUCCAGAAGGUCUUUGAUGGAUUCUUUACUUGGAGACGGCGAUAAAGGAAAGGAAUGAAAAAAACCAAGUUCUUUUUACUACACACGUUAUUGAGUUUGCAGGAAGGACAUCAAAAUUAUUGAAAGUCAAGCCUUCUUUAUUUUAUUCUCCUCUAUAAAAAAAGUUUCGGACAGACAUGAUUGUUAGCGUCUCCACCAUAUCUUAAGGCUGGUUCAGUAGGAAACAUGUAACAAUUGCGAACAAAUGUAUAGCGUGCAGUCUGUUUUCUUUUGAAUAAAAAAGAGAGUUUUCGCUGACACCGCCACUAUCCAAUCCUUAUCUGUGUGUUUUUCUCACUGUAUCUUGUCUUCUGAAGGAGCUGUCCGGAAUAUCUUGUUCAAGGUCCAUAUCUCUCACCACUCUUGACGUACAGAGGAAGGAAUGCACCAUGGCUGGUAAUGGGGAUGCUGGUCAUCUCACUGUUGCUUUUGUGGGUAAGGCGGAUGGAUGAGAGGGGACAAGAAAGCCAAAGAAGAUGCAUCAUGCGCCAAAAACCAUAAGUGAUUUUCUUGUGAAUAUUCCGAGCAAUCGUGGAAUUGAAACUUUAUAAUGUUCAAGGGGCCACCUGAUGUUCGUGCAAAUUGGUGGUAAGGGGGAACGUGAAGGGUGUCCAUUUGAAGACCCGGAUCAAGUCCCAACCCUGCCAUUCUGUUGCCUAUGUUUUUCCUUGAAGUUAUCAUUGUAAGGUUGGACACUCGGGGCUUACCUUCGACCAAGAAAAAGAAAAGGAGUUGCUAAGUGAACUGCCAACAAUUGGAUUAAUCACAGGAGCUCCACCAUUCGAAAGGAAUGGGGACAGAAGUUCAAUACUUGGUGAAUGUGUCAGUUGACUUGUCCAACAGCAACUCCGAUGUAGGCAAGCUACGGCCUGGCAGGGCAGAUACUUGGUUGUCUUUGAACCGCAGAACUCUCAGCAUUGAAGGAAAGUCUGGAUUCAGAGAAAUUCAAGGGACCAUGGAUAAGUUGCAUGACUGGUUCAAUAGAGAUUCAGUUAAGAGGACGAUGCUCAAGCAUGAAGAAAUUUUUAAAGAACAGGUGUGUGAACUGCAUCGACUUUACAGAGUUCAGAAGUCACUAAUGGCUGAAUUGAGAAACAAUGAAGCUAAAGUUCAAUCUCAUACUCAUUCGCUAACACGGGGGAAGCCCAAAGCUCAAUAUGGGUACAUGAAUCCUGAUCAUAAAGCUGAGUUUUGGAAUUCAGCUGCUAGCUCAAAUACAAGUAAUCAUCAAUGCGAGAACUGGCAUACUGUCAGGGGAACACGCCCUAAGAACAAAGGACAAUGGUUGCAAGUGGGAGACUUGAGUUCACAAGAAGCUAGUUGUUGCUCAAGAGAUACUUCGAGAUCACAACGAAGUUUCGACCUUGAAUGCCCGGCUGAAGAAUCUGCUGCUGAUGAAAACACUUCUGCCGUGGAGGAGACGGGACCUUUUCAGAGACCACUGAUUGAUAAAUUGUGUAUCAGCUACCCUCAGAAUUGGCCUAACUGCAGUGAGCAGGACACCAAUGUCGAAUUGACGCUUAGCACUGGGGGUAGCAGGGAUGUAGAGAAGAAAAGAGAAUGGGGUUGUAAGAAACCCGAAUUUGGUUGUUCCAACUCCAGCUCCAGAGAAAAUAGAUGGCUUUUGCCAUCAACUACAGGUUGGUCUGAAUCUCUCAAAAAACAGACAACAGAAACCCAGAGGUUUAUGGUAACAGAAUCUGGGAAAGAAGAACACGGCGACUCUCUUGAUCGUCAAAACAUACAGCAUCCACCGUGUUUCAGGCGUUACCUUUACAUAGAACAUCAUGAGCUGUGAAUUUAAAUAAGACUUCUAGUAUAUGUGGAUGCUCGAAAAUUGGUUUGUUUUGUCGAAAUCCAAUCAAUACUGCAUUUUCCUCUGUUGAUUACUCAGACAAUCCUGAAGUUUUAAAUUCAAAGAGAACACGCGCAUCAUCUGAUGUGUACAGGCAAUUGAUUGACACGGUUGCGUGAUUAACAAGGCUGUGAAUUUUCAGGAGCACCUACUGGAGCAUGAUCCUUGUCCAUCGGUGAAUUACGUUAUAGGAGUAUUGGCCAUGAUAUGUUUCAUAA
Nymphaea colorata (pocket water lily) is the source of this 2276-nucleotide messenger RNA. RefSeq lists its product as uncharacterized. The transcript has 6 exons. NCBI's taxonomy places the organism in Eukaryota, Viridiplantae, Streptophyta, Magnoliopsida, Nymphaeales, Nymphaeaceae. The record is from RefSeq and is a predicted model, not a curated record. The coding region runs from base 994 to 2001 and encodes 335 amino acids.